UUAACAGUUGUGUAUUUUCAUCCGAAAUAUCGAUUUUGAACGAAUAUGAAAGUGAUUAUUUUAUUGACCUUAGUGGCACUAACAGCUGCUCAACUGAACACCGUGCCUAUCGUCCGAAUCAUCAACGAAAUCAAUCCAGACGGCUCCUACAAUUAUGCCUACGAAACCGGAAAUCAAAUUUUUGCUGAAGAACAAGGUUCAUUAAAGAACCCGGACACAAUUGCUGCCAGGGGACAAUAUCAAUUCACUUCUCCCGAAGGACAAACCUUUAGGGUUGCAUACACGGCCGACGAAGAAGGAUUCAGGCCGCAAGGCGAACAUUUGCCAACCCCACCGCCAAUUCCGGAACAAAUCCUAAGAGCUUUGAGGUGGCAGGAGCAACACCCUGACAGCAACUGAAUGAAAUUACUACUAUACAUGUGUUUUUGUUAAGUUUGUUGUUAUUUGUGAUAUUAAAAUAUUACUUUUA
Molecule: messenger RNA, 469 nt
Organism: Aethina tumida (small hive beetle)
Lineage: Eukaryota; Metazoa; Arthropoda; Insecta; Coleoptera; Nitidulidae
Product: endocuticle structural glycoprotein SgAbd-8
Exons: 3
Coding region: 46-399 (117 amino acids)
Cellular component (GO): chitin-based extracellular matrix
Molecular function (GO): structural constituent of chitin-based larval cuticle
Source: RefSeq, a predicted model, not a curated record